GAUGAGGAUGAUGAAGAUGAGGAUGAAGAUGAAGAUGAGGAUGAUGAAGAUGAGGAGGAGGUGGCGCGGGCGCAGGAGCGGCUGCUGCAGGCGCUAAUGGGGCGCGUGGGGCGGGAGCUGCCCCAGCAGGAGCUGACGCGGGACUGGGACGUACUGGGAGAACUGGGAACCGGGACCUACGGACGAGUGCUGCUGGCACGGCCCCGGCACGGAGGUGCGCGGGUGGCUCUGAAGCUGCUGUCCAAGGAGCGCACGGCCAGGUGCGCGUUCCUGCGCGAGUUCUGCACUCACCUGUGCCUGCGGGGGGCGCGCACCUGUCUGCAGGUGCUGCCGCUCGCCUUCGAGACCCCCACCGAGUUCGGCUUCGCCCAGGAGCUCGCACCUGCCGGGGACCUGUGCGGGCUCCUCACACCUGGCGUGGGUCUCCCGGAGCCCCAGGUGAAGCGCUGCGCCGCCCAGGUGUCGUCAGCCCUGGCUUACCUGCACGGCCACGCCCUGGUUCACCGCGACCUGAAGCUGGACAACGUCCUGACCUUUGACCCCGAGUGUCACCUGGUCAAGCUGGGCGACUUCGGCCUGACGCGGGUCCAGGGCUGGCAGGUGCGGCCCGCGCCGGGCGCCGCUCCCUACGCCGCACCUGAGCUGUGUCACCUGCGCUCAGGUGAGCUCCGCCUGCGGCCCGCGCUGGACACCUGGGCCUUCGGCGUUCUGCUCUUCGCGCUCCUCACCGGUUCCUUCCCCUGGGCCUCACCUGAGCGCUCCGACCCCGCCUUCCGCCGCUUCUGCACCUGGCACGGCCGCACCUGCCCAGGCCCUGGGCAGGUGAGGGGGGACAGGUGA
This is a messenger RNA of Pseudopodoces humilis (Tibetan ground-tit), 840 nucleotides long. NCBI's taxonomy places the organism in Eukaryota, Metazoa, Chordata, Aves, Passeriformes, Paridae. The record is from RefSeq and is a predicted model, not a curated record.